Molecule: messenger RNA, 2221 nt
Organism: Acanthisitta chloris (rifleman)
Lineage: Eukaryota; Metazoa; Chordata; Aves; Passeriformes; Acanthisittidae
Gene: FLCN
Product: folliculin
Exons: 11
Coding region: 37-1776 (579 amino acids)
Biological process (GO): positive regulation of transforming growth factor beta receptor signaling pathway; positive regulation of TORC1 signaling; positive regulation of GTPase activity
Cellular component (GO): cytosol
Molecular function (GO): GTPase activator activity
Source: RefSeq, a predicted model, not a curated record
GCUGCAGGAGCCCUGGCGGCGUGCUGAGCUCUCACUAUGAAUGCUAUCGUUGCUCUCUGCCAUUUCUGUGAGCUCCAUGGCCCUCGCACCCUGUUCUGCACUGAGGUUCUGCACUCGCCGCUUCCCCAAGGCGCUGGCAGUGGGGACAUCGCUGGGCAGAAUGAGCAGGUGGAAGAGGAGGAAGGUGGGAUUCAGAUGAGCAGUCGGAUCCGCUCUCACAGCCCAGCAGAAGGGGCCAGUGCUGACUCCAGCAGCCCAGGGCCAAAGAAGUCUGACAUGUGUGAGGGGUGCCGCUCUCUUGCAGGAGGACAUCCAGGAUAUGUCAGCCAUGACAAAGAAACCUCCAUCAAGUAUGUCAGUCACCAGCACCCAAACCACCCCCAGCUGUUCAGCAUCGUGCGCCAGGCCUGCGUCCGCAGCCUCAGCUGUGAGGUCUGCCCAGGACGUGAGGGCCCUAUUUUUUUCGGAGAUGAGCAGCACGGCUUUGUGUUCAGCCACACCUUCUUUAUCAAAGACAGCCUGGCUCGAGGUUUCCAGCGCUGGUACAGCAUCAUCACCAUCAUGAUGGACCGGAUUUACCUCAUCAACUCCUGGCCUUUCUUGUUGGGAAAGAUUAGAGGGAUCAUUGAUGAGCUUCAGGGCAAAGCACUGAAGGUGUUUGAGGCAGAGCAGUUCGGGUGCCCUCAGCGUGCCCAGCGCAUGAACACAGCCUUCACUCCCUUCCUGCACCAGCGGAACGGGAAUGCUGCGCGUUCCUUAACCUCCCUGACCAACGAUGAGAACCUGUGGGCAUGUCUGCACACCUCCUUUGCUUGGCUGCUGAAAGCUUGUGGUAGUCGGCUUACGGAGAAACUUCUGGAGGGAGCACCCACAGAGGACACCCUCGUUCAGAUGGAAAAACUUGAAGAUCUGAAAGAAGAGUCAGAAGGCUGGGAUGGUUCUGAGGAAGAAGAGAAGCCUUCUUCCCAGCCAGACCUUGUGGAAGGGCAGGAGCUGUCUAAGUGCUCACCUGAAACAUCUCUGAUGCCAGAUUGCAACAGCUGGAACGUGGCUCACAGGAGGUUGUCUGUCUUUCGCUCUCUCAGGCACAUGAGACAGGUUCUUGGGGCAUCAGCAUUCCGAAUGCUAGCUUGGCAUGUCCUGAUGGGGAACCAGGUCAUCUGGAAAGCUCGAGACAUGGAUCUUGUCCAGUCUGCCUUUGACGUGCUACGGACGAUGCUGCCAGUUGGUUGUGUGCGGAUCAUCCCCUACAGUGACCAGUAUGAAGAGGCAUAUCGGUGUAACUUCCUGGGCCUUAGCCCACACGUCCAAAUCCCACCCCACAUCCUGUCAUCUGAGUUUGCAGUUCUCGUGGAAGUUCGCGCUGCGACGCGCUCCAGUCUCUACCCAGCUGCGUUCGACGACGAGCAGUCCCUCAACAAGUACGAGUUCGUGGUCACCAGUGGCAGUCCUGUGGCAGCAGAUCGAGUUGGCCCAACAAUCUUGAACAAGAUUGAAGCUGCUCUGACCAACCAGAACCUCUCAGUAGAUGUUGUGGAUCAGUGCCUUGUUUGCCUGAAGGAGGAGUGGAUGAACAAAGUGAAAGUCCUCUUUAAAUUCACUAAAGUGGACAGCAGACCCAAGGAGGAUACCCAAAAACUGCUGAGCAUUCUGGGAGCUGCGGAGGAGGACAAUGUCAAGCUUCUCAAGUUCUGGAUGACUGGCCUGAGCAAGACGUACAAGUCCCACCUAAUGUCAACAGUUCGCAGCCCAACGUCCUCAGAGUCCCGGAACUAAAGGGUGCAAACCUCACCUGCUGCCUCCAGAGAACAGCAGGGACCCCGUGUUACCUCUGCUGAGCCUGCAGCAUGUGCUUUAGGGGGACAGUGAAGCUUCAGCACUGUCCUCCUGGUCCUCAAACCAACUUGAAGAGUGACUUGAGUCUUUCCUAAUUGCUGUGAGACUGGACUAAUGAGUGCUAAUACACAGUGCUGCUCUCUGUCCUGAAACUGGACUCCAUCUGGCCCUGCACACUCCAGACUAACAUAUAGCAACACUCAGAGAAUCCGAGUGAAUGAAUUAAAACCCCAUCCUGUCCUCCUUAACAUUAUGGUGUGGCAGCAGACCUCAGUUUCAGAUUCCUUGGCAAGAGUUUGAUACCUGUGACAACGUCCUGAACUCCUGGGAGUGGAUAUAGUUAGUCUCACAGAAUCCCACAUGAAUCUCCUCAACACCUGAGAGA